AUGCGUAGCUUUGCUGAAAAGGUGUUUGCCUCUGAAGUCAAAGACGAGGGAGGCCGGCAUGAGAUCUCCCCCUUCGACAUCGAUGAGAUCUGCCCGAUUUCCCUCCAUGAGAUGCAAGCCCACAUCUUCCACAUGGAGAACCUGACCCUGUCCACGGAUGGCAGGAGAAAAAGGCGCUUCCGGGGACGGAAGACAGUUAAUUUAUCCAUUCCACAAAGUGAAACAUCUUCUACCAAACUGUCCCACAUCGAAGAGUUUAUUUCUUCAUCCCCGACCUACGAGAGUGUGCCUGACUUCCAGAGGGUGCAGAUCACUGGUGACUACGCUUCUGGGGUGACCCAGGCUACAGUGGACAAGCUGGGCAAAAGGACCAAAGAGAGCGGCAACGUGCAGCACUUUGUUCUUGCAGACUGCGUCAUAAAGCAGGACAGAGACGAGGGGAUGAGGGACAAGGGCGUAGCUCUGACACUCUCUUGGCAGGUAACAGUUGAAGACUUCGAGGUGGUUUGUAAAGGUCUCUAUCGGGCGUUGUGUAUACGGGAGAAAUACAUGCAGAAGUCAUUCCAGAGGUUCCCCAAGACUCCGUCCAAGUACCUGAGGAACAUCGACGGUGAAGCCUUGGUAGCAAAUGAGAGCUUCUAUCCAGUCUUUACCCCUCCUCCGAAGAAGGGAGAAGACCCCUUUCGCACAGAGGACCUCCCUGCGAACCUGGGCUAUCACCUCAAGAUGAAGGACGGUGUGAUUUACAUCUACCCUGAUGAAGCAGCAGCCAGCAGAGAGGAGCCUAGGCCCUACCCUUACCCAAAUCUGGACGACUUCCUGGACGACAUGAAUUUUUUGCUUGCUCUAAUUGCACAAGGGCCUGUUAAGACUUAUGCCCACCGGCGUCUGAAGUUCCUCUCCUCCAAGUUCCAGGUCCAUCAGAUGCUGAACGAGAUGGAUGAGCUGAAGGAGCUGAAGAACAACCCCCACCGGGACUUUUAUAACUGCAGGAAGGUGGAUACUCACAUCCAUGCAGCCGCCUGCAUGAACCAGAAGCAUCUGCUGCGCUUUAUUAAGAAAUCUUACCACAUCGAUGCCGACAGAGUGGUCUACAGCACUAAAGAGAAGAAUCUGACCCUGAAGGAACUUUUUGCUAAGUUGAAUAUGCAUCCCUAUGACCUGACGGUUGACUCUCUGGAUGUUCAUGCUGGACGCCAGACAUUCCAACGUUUUGAUAAAUUCAAUGACAAAUACAACCCCGUGGGUGCGAGUGAGCUUCGGGACCUCUACCUAAAAACAGACAAUUACAUUAAAGGGGAAUAUUUUGCCACUAUCAUCAAGGAGGUGGGUGCAGACCUGGUGGAGGCCAAGUACCAGCAUGCGGAGCCCCGCUUGUCCAUCUAUGGUCGCAGUCCUGAUGAGUGGAGCAAACUCUCCUCUUGGUUUGUCUGCAACCGCAUCUAUUGCCCCAACAUGACAUGGAUGAUCCAAGUCCCCAGGAUCUAUGAUGUGUUCCGAUCCAAGAAUUUCCUGCCACACUUUGGUAAGAUGCUGGAGAAUAUCUUCCUUCCAGUGUUUGAGGCCACCAUCAACCCCCAAGCUCACCCAGACCUCAGUGUCUUUCUCAAACACAUCACUGGCUUUGACAGCGUGGAUGAUGAGUCCAAACACAGUGGUCACAUGUUUUCCUCCAAGAGUCCCAAGCCUGAGGAGUGGACAAUGGAAAACAACCCAUCUUACACUUACUACGCCUACUACAUGUAUGCAAACAUCACAGUGCUCAACAGCCUGAGAAAGGAACGAGGCAUGAACACAUUUCUGUUCCGCCCUCACUGUGGGGAGGCGGGAGCGCUCACUCACCUCAUGACAGCCUUUAUGAUAGCAGACAAUAUUUCUCACGGCCUGAAUUUAAAGAAGAGUCCUGUGUUACAGUACUUGUUUUUCUUAGCCCAGAUUCCCAUCGCCAUGUCACCGUUAAGUAACAACAGCCUGUUUCUCGAAUAUGCAAAGAAUCCUUUCUUGGAUUUCCUCCAGAAAGGCCUGAUGAUCUCACUGUCAACCGACGACCCGAUGCAAUUUCAUUUCACCAAGGAGCCCCUGAUGGAAGAAUAUGCCAUUGCUGCACAAGUCUUCAAGCUGAGCACCUGUGACAUGUGUGAGGUGGCCAGGAACAGUGUUCUGCAGUGUGGAAUUUCUCACGAGGAGAAAGCAAGGUUCCUGGGCAAUAAUUACCUGGAGGAAGGCCCUGUUGGAAAUGACAUCCGGAGGACAAACGUCGCUCAAAUUCGCAUGGCCUAUCGCUAUGAGACCUGGUGUUAUGAACUCAACUUAAUUGCUGAGGGUCUUAAACCAACAGAAUAA
Myodes glareolus (Bank vole) is the source of this 2343-nucleotide messenger RNA. The record is from RefSeq and is a predicted model, not a curated record. Lineage: Eukaryota; Metazoa; Chordata; Mammalia; Rodentia; Cricetidae.